UCAAUCGCUGUAGCUCUGUAGCUGUUUUUGCUGAAACCUCAAUCGCUGUAGCUCUGUAGCUGUUUUUGCUGAAACCUCAAUCGCUCAAUCGACCACAGUGACAGGGCGAUGUAUCGGUGUCCGGCACCACGGAGAGUUCUGGCGAAGACUCUUGGAGCUUCGCGGCGACAUGUGGCCGCGGUGCCAAUGUUUUUGAACGGCAAGAAGGUUCAGUCUGAAAGCAACACCUUCUAUGAUGUGCACAAUCCCGCCACUGGUGAAGUGAUUGCCCGGACGCCGCAGUGUACGCCAAGCGAGUUGGCGGCGGCCGCCGACAGUUGCGCCGAAGCAUUCAAGAGCUGGCGAACCACGCCGGUGUCCACCAGGGCGAGGGUGAUGCAUAAGCUCGAAGGUGCAAUCAGAGACAACACCGAUGCAGUAGCAAAGGUUUUGACCCAGGAGCAAGGAAAGACCAUCGCCGAUGCCAAGGGUGACGUCUUUCGAGGCCUGGAAGUCGUAGAGAUGUCCUGUAACAUCCCAGCCAUGAUCCAAGGAGAAACUUUGCCCAACGUUGCGAAUAGCGUGGACGUGCACAGCUACCGAAUUCCGCUGGGUGUAUGCGCUGGCAUCGCCCCCUUCAACUUUCCUGCGAUGAUUCCGCUGUGGAUGUUCCCACCAGCCACAACGGCUGGAAAUACUUUCCUGAUGAAACCUUCAGAGAGAGUUCCCUUGUCUGCCAUGAUGCUGGCGGAAAUGGCGAGCGAUUGUGGACUGCCUCCCGGUGUGCUGAAUGUGGUGCACGGUGGCCACGACACGGUGAACUUCCUCUGUGAUAACGAACAUGUGAAAGCCGUUUCCUUCGUGGGUGGCAAUGCAGCCGGCAAGCACAUCUACGAGCGCGCAGGACAGAAUGGGAAGCGUGCACAGUGCAAUCUUGGUGCCAAGAAUCAUGCCAUCGUCUUACCAGAUGCAGAUCCAGAAAGCGUGGUGAAUCAACUGGUAGGUGCAUCUUGUGGUGCUGCAGGUCAAAGAUGUAUGGCCAUUAGUGUAGCUGUCUUCGUGGGAGCAUCCAAAGAGUGGAUCCCGAAGAUUGCGGAGGCUGCUGGGAAGCUUCGCGUCGGUCCUGGCAAUGCCUCCGAGACGGACGUGGGGCCUCUGAUCUCCAAGCAGGCGCAGCAGCGCGUCGAGCAGUUGAUCGGCUCCGGUGUUGAUGAAGGCGCCAGGCUCUUGCUGGAUGGCCGAAAACCAUCCGUCCCAGAUGCCAACCAAGAGGGUUACUUCGUUGGUCCUACAAUCUUUGCCGAAGUCAAACGUGGCAUGCAGAUCUAUGACAAUGAGAUUUUUGGGCCGGUCUUGGCAUGCGUGGAAGCGGAUUCUUUUGAUGAAGCGAUCAAAUUUGUCAACGAGAACCCGUUUGGCAACGGCACAGCAGUGUUCACCCGUAGCGGCGCUGCAGCACGGAAAUUCAUCGAUGAGAUUGAAGCAGGGCAGGUGGGUGUGAACGUACCAAUCCCAGUGCCUUUGCCCAUGUUCUCCUUCACUGGCAACAAGAAGUCCAUCUUGGGAGACCUGAAUUUCUACGGAAAGGCCGGAGUGAACUUUUACACCCAGCUGAAGACCGUGACCAGCGCAUGGCGCGACGAUGGUUACAUCGAGAAGCUCAGCACAGCUGGAGUGGGUGCAGACUGAGAAUCAAACAGUGAGUAUCUACACCGAUCAUCGAUUUUCGUUGGUUUUGCGCUUGCGUUUAAAGGAUGAGUGCCAGACCUGCGAGUGAAAAUGAUCUGGGAAUGGCGACCAAAUACAACGGAAUACAAC
Cladocopium goreaui is the source of this 1797-nucleotide messenger RNA. Lineage: Eukaryota; Dinophyceae; Suessiales; Symbiodiniaceae. The record is from the annotation of a GenBank genome assembly.